AUGUGGUUAAGAUUUAAUUGCACAAUUUUUAAAGAUAUUAGUGAACUCCAAAUAGUAGAAUAUCUACCUCCAAUUAAUGACUCUCCAACUUCCAAAUCAGUGGUUUACCAAACUCUGGAAUUGACCAAAAAUAUAGCUGAAUCAUGUAAGCAAAAGCAUAUUAUUGUAACAUAUGACUUGGCCAUUGCAAAAAUGGCUUUGCAAAUUCAAGAAAAUAAAAGCCCUAAAUUUGAUAUUUUCAUAAAUUUGGAAGCAUUUCAUAUGCAUAUUGGUAAAUAUAUUGAAUCAUGUGGUGUAGUUGAGAUUCUUGUUCAGGCAAAAGUUCUAGCUGCAGGUUCAAUGAAUAGUUUUUUAGACAGGAAACAUUUUAAUCGGUGUAAGAGGAUUCAUCCUCUUACGUCAGCUGCGCUGGAAAUAAUACAUUUGGAACAGUAUUUAGGAGAAAGCAAUGUAAGUCCGGAGAUAUUGUGUCAAAACUUUGAAAAUCUAUUAAAUUCUUCAAAUGAGACACUUUAUGGUUUAAAUGAUGCUAUGGAAUUACCUGAUUUAAUUGAUAAAGUUCUAGAAGGUUAUAAAGAGUAUUGGCAAGAAACGAUAAAUGGAAAACAUGGCAAGACAGCUCAAUUUUAUUUACAAUACUGUGAGUUUAUCAAUCUAUUUCUACGAUUUUCACGAAGCAUACGAAGUAAUGAUUUUGAAUUAUAUUUGGAUUUAAUUUAUGAGAUGUCUGAUUUGUUCUUCACUUUUAAUCAACCUAAUUAUGCUAGUAUUUAA
Molecule: messenger RNA, 774 nt
Organism: Psylliodes chrysocephalus
Lineage: Eukaryota; Metazoa; Arthropoda; Insecta; Coleoptera; Chrysomelidae
Source: the annotation of a GenBank genome assembly